Molecule: messenger RNA, 1809 nt
Organism: Colletes gigas
Lineage: Eukaryota; Metazoa; Arthropoda; Insecta; Hymenoptera; Colletidae
Gene: bwa
Product: alkaline ceramidase
Exons: 5
Coding region: 392-1201 (269 amino acids)
Biological process (GO): ceramide metabolic process
Cellular component (GO): membrane
Molecular function (GO): hydrolase activity, acting on carbon-nitrogen (but not peptide) bonds, in linear amides
Source: RefSeq, a predicted model, not a curated record
UUAGAUUAUUGCAUAGUGGAAGCCUUUGUACUUUGAUGUCUGGUGUGUUUCCUUUGUAGAACAUACUUCAUUGUCUCUUUAACUCGUAGCAUUCUUGUGUUCUUUGUAGUGAAUGUGUUUAUACGUAAAUGUUGUGCGUAGCAUCACUGUCAUAAUUUCCUCUUCUCCGCUUCUAAUGUAAACAAAAGCAAGAUGCUGAUACAUCGCGUAAAUAAUAUAUUUUCCAAGUGUUCUUUGUAUAAUAUAUUAUUAUAGUUACGUGAUAACUUUUGGAUGUUCGUAUGAUAGAAGUCGUUGAUACGCAUAAAGGUAUUUUAAUAACGAUGGACUGCAGGUUAAAAACCAAGUGACUUUUAUAUAAACAUAUAUACAGAAAUAUACACGCUUCAACAUGUGGAAACCAUUUGAAGCUGGUAGUUCACCGGUUGACUGGUGCGAACGUAAUUACAGUAUUUCUUCUAGCAUCGCAGAAUUCAUGAAUACGCUGAGCAACGUGGUAUUUCUAUUGCUCCCCCCUGUCCUUAUGCAUCUUUUCAAAGAUUACGGGCGAUUUGUAAAUCCUGGAAUUCAUGUAAUUUGGUUCUUAUUAAUGAUAGUAGGUCUUAGCAGCGCAUACUUUCAUGCUACCUUGUCUCUUAUCGGACAGUUAUUAGACGAAUUAGCAAUUUUAUGGGUAUACAUGGCUGGAUUCUGUAUGUUCUUUCCAAGAAGGUACUUUCCAAACAUUUUACAAAAUAACAGAAAACUGCUUUCCUUAUGUGCGAUGUUACCGACUCUUAUCGCAACCGGUUUGUCGUUUAUACAUCCUGCGAUAAAUGCAUUUGCAUUAAUGAGUCUUUGCAUACCAGCAUUUGGAUUUAUGAUAAUCGAAUUGAAAAGGACAAAGUCCAUGAGAGUUUAUAGAUUGGGUUUACGGUGCGGUGCUGUUUGGUUACUAGCUGUUACGUGCUGGUUAAACGAUCGUUUAUUUUGCGAUACUUGGCUGAAUCUGAAUUUCCCUUAUCUACAUGCACUCUGGCAUUUGUUUAUAUUCAUUGCAAGCUACACAGCGGCUGUACUAUUUGCAUAUUUUUCUGUAAAGGAUGAAAAACCGCAGCAAUCACCGGUACUAAAGUAUUGGCCGCAGGAUGACUUUGAACUUGGUAUACCAUACGUAACUAUUAGAAGUUACAUUAAACUCGAUACAAAUACAAACAUAUAACUACUAACGUAAAUAUCGAAAAGGCUGCUAUUACAAUUUUUUACUUAGCAAACAAUGUUGUUAAUUUUGAGAACAACAGAAUGAAAACAUAGGCGACAUUGAAGCGUACUAUUUAAUUCUUUUAUUUUAAAAACAUGACUGUUUCAGUAUUUUUAUAAAGAGAUGUAUAUAUAUUUUACAUUUAUCUAGUUUACAUAGAAGAUGAAUUUGUUUUUUUAAAAGACUUGAUGAGAAAUCAAAGAAAUACCCCUCGCAUAUAUUUGCGUGAAAUUUUGCAUAUUCAUAGCCUGCCCCCUAUACAUUUAGGGGAAAAUUGACGACAAAAAAACUUUAGUAAUAUGCAAAAUUUGAAGUCGAUCAGAGGAGUCUGGGGAUUUCGUCGAUUUUAAAUAAGGACCUUUGUGAUAUUACUCUAGUUAUUACUUUUUCUAUAAAUAUAUAUGAUUAAGAAAUGACACUAUCUAUAGAGGUGCAAUAUUAAAGUAUAGUAUAAAAACAUUUAUUCUCUUACCAAAUGCGAAGCAACAUGUUGCAAUGUAUAUUUGUUAUUAUCCGAAGAAAAAAUUAAAUGGAAUAUCGAAGUAAUCUUAAAGAUUGGAAAUUAUUAU